CAUGCAUGUUCUUUAUGUUUGCUACUUGUAUAUAAACCAGAACGAAAGUUUCAGUUUCUAUUCCAUUUAGUCUCCACGAAAUACAAAGCCAUGGUGGUUUCUUGUCGUCCUAUUCUCCAUUUGCUGCUCUUUUGCUGCCUCUCUCUUCAAGCUUUCGGCAGCCGGGUCAACAUUGUAACAAACGGUUAUCGCGAUAUUGUCGUAGCCAUUUCACCUGAUGUCUCACCAAAUCAAGCUGAUGAUUUAUUGAACCAACUUAAGUUGCUUAUUACCGAGGCUUCUUUUGACUUGUACGAAGCUACUCGUCAUCGAUCCUACAUCGAGUCGGUAAACAUUUUGAUCCCGCAGACGUGGCUAAACGUCACGGCCAAUGCCAGCACAUGGGAAAAUUUUCCGGAUGCCGAAAUUCAAAUUGACAAUCCGAGUUGGAGAUAUGGUGACAAGCCAUACACCGUGCAAUUGGGGGGGAUGUGGUGAUCCUGGCGAGUACAUUCACUUAACACCCAACUACGUCAUGAAUUUCGAUACUGAUCCUUACAAAUUUGAUUUUGGACCAGCAGGCAAAGUUUUUGUGAGGGAAUGGGCUCGAUUGCGUUUCGGAGUGUUCGAAGAACACGGCUACACGGGCGAUGAUUCUGCCUUCCCAAUGUUCUACCGGUCUUCAUCUACCCAGCAAUCAACUGAUUUAGUACCCAACGUUUGUUCUAACGAACUAGUUGACUUUACUUAUGACUACGGCUGCCGUGUCGAUCCGCAAACGGGUCUCUACGACUCGAAUUGCACUUACAGUUUCACCGACCAGUUUAAGCCAGAGUCGUCUAUCAUGUCUGAUUACAAGAUGCUUCCUUCGGCGAUGCAUUUCUGUGACGACGAGGAAUCUAGUCUUCACAAACACAAUCGACAAGCACCCAACAAGCAAAACGCAGUUUGCGACACGGAAAGUGUCUGGUCGGUGAUUUCGCGUCACGCCGAUUUUGCUGGAAACAAUAAUUUGCCGGCCAACAUUACAAAUUUGAAUCCGAGAUUUAAUGUCGUCCGAGUUUUAAAUGGAGCUCGUUACGUGCUCGUUACUGACGUGUCGGGAAGCAUGGGCAGCUUUAAUCGCUCUGAGAGGUUGUACGAUUCAGCUCGACGUUGGAUCAAGUAUGACAUUCCUGAUGGAACUUCAUUGGGGAUCAUCGAGUUCAGUACUGCUGCGACUCUGCUAAGUGGUAUGACUAUCGUGAACGAUUCAACGCGUCAACAGCUCAUGGAUACAGUUCCAAACACAGCUGUAGGCAGUACAUGCAUCGGUUGUGGUCUCCAAAUGGCGAUUGAUAUUUUGAAAUCUGGCGGUAAAGGAGGCAUCAUCGUGUUGGUGACUGACGGUGUGGAGACUAUACAUCCGUUUAUAAUUGAAGUGACUCCCCAACUGAUUGCCGCUCAAGUUCAAGUUGUUUCUAUUGCUUUUGGUCGCGCUGCUGAGAACGAAAUCGAAGUUCUGGCGACGAAAACCAACGGAAAAAGUUUUUUCAUCGACGACGAAGGCAUCACCGAUCCGUUGAACGAUGCUUUCACCGGUUCACUAACUUAUUUACCGGCCGUACCGUUAGAGGACUUGACUGUUUUGUUGCAUCAACAUAAAUACCAACACGGACUCACAUUUCAAAAUUCGACCAUUGUCGACUUCACCGUCGGUCGAAACCUCACCUUUCGCAUCGACUAUACCAAAAGAAGUCACUUGCUGAGCUUCUCUGUCGUGUCGCCUAUUAGCGGCACGGUUUACAGCGAUUUCAAAGUUGACAUUCCCGCUAAACUGGCUUACAUCGUCAUUAAUGGCACUGCCGAAAUUGGACAAUGGGAUUUCACGCUGACUGUCAGUUCCAGCCCAACAGAUUAUGUUAGUGUUAUUGUCACGUCGAAAUCGAAAACGUCUUCGGGACCAAUCACCGUGGAGUGUACUUUUGAUGACGGAUCGGUAAAACACCCUACAAUCAAGCCAAUUAGGCUUCUCGCUGAUGUUAAACAAGGACAAAACCGAGUCAUCGGGGCCCAAGUCCAGGCUCACAUUGAGAGACCUGACACUGCCCUCCAAGUGAUUGAUCUGGUGGAUACUGGGUCCGGAUCCGACACUCAAAAGAACGACGGUAUAUAUUCACGCUACUACAUAGAUCCCAGCCAGGCGGGGCGUUACACUAUGGCGUGCGUCGUCAACAGCGCAGAAUCGGCAUACAUUGACGACGGUAAAGCUGGCCAACAACGCACUACCAUGGGAGACUUCAAUCGCGUCCAAUCCGGUGGAGCUUUCAGGGUCGAAACUCCUUUGACAACACCCUAUCCACCAAGCAGAGUGACGGAUUUAAAAGUUGUGGCUAUUCAGGUUGAUCAAAUGUCUGUGGCAAUUGAAUGGACGGCCACUGGCCAACAACUCGACCAAGGAAUUGCAACUGAGUAUCUGAUUAAAUAUUCGGAUGCAUUCGACAAUCUGUUGGAAGGCAAUUUCAAUUCCAAUUCGUCCGUGCUAUUCGGACAGCAGGACGUCCUCGACGGAAGUUUGCAACCGCUCGAAUCCGGCAGCAAGCAACGCGUAACUCUCGCUCUACCCAGAACGACUGAUGACGUGACGUACUACAUCGCUGCAAAAGCCUUGAAUAUCGACAGUGCUUCUAGCAACAUUUCCAAUAUUGUUUCCGUUCAAAUUGUUCCUAUAAAACCGCCGUCGACUCAACGACCGACAACUACCACAAAGGCCCCGGAAAUGACUACCAGCGUCAACACAGGUUGUAACAGUGUAUUGACGAGUCCCAACGGUUUGUUGGAAUCACCCAACUUUCCUGGUCCCUAUCCAAAUAAUUACGAUUGCCAAUGGACGGUUCGAGUGGCCUCUGGAUCCAAAAUCAGGUUGACUUUCAGCCAUUUCGAUCUCGAAACAUUUGACUUCGUCGAAGUGUAUAACGGUGCUUCCGUCUCUUCUGCCCAACUCUUGUUAAAACACACUGGCGCGACUGUACCCGAAGACGUGGUUUCCCCUUCCAAUGAAAUAUUGGUGCGUUUCGUUACUGACGGCACUGGCAACUAUUUUAGUGGAUGGAGAGCUACGUAUACAAGUUUUUGAUUAUUAAAAAAAAAGUUGAUUUUAUUGUUAAUCAUUACAGUGUCAUUCCUUGAUUGUCAAUGUAAGAGCAAUAAUUUGUGUACACGGAUUUCACAUUAAGGCAAAUACAUUUACUGAACUAUU
Daphnia pulicaria is the source of this 3217-nucleotide messenger RNA. Its product is annotated as calcium-activated chloride channel regulator 4-like. The record is from RefSeq and is a predicted model, not a curated record. The transcript is spliced from 13 exons. Bases 371 to 3094 code for a protein of 907 amino acids. Lineage: Eukaryota; Metazoa; Arthropoda; Branchiopoda; Diplostraca; Daphniidae.